Molecule: messenger RNA, 964 nt
Organism: Acanthoscelides obtectus
Lineage: Eukaryota; Metazoa; Arthropoda; Insecta; Coleoptera; Chrysomelidae
Source: the annotation of a GenBank genome assembly
AUGAAGGUAACUGUUCCUCAAUUUAAAGUACCAAAUAGAACUAGCUUUACUCGACUUUUGGACCUCAAAUAUGAUUGUGUAGCUGCGAAUGUUCGUGAAAAGUUGAGUAAAACAAAGAAUAUUACACUAACCAUGGACGUGUGGACUGAUACGAUGCAGACGCGAAGCUUUUUAGGCCUUACAGUACACUAUUGCUCUGAUAAUGAAAUAGAACUAGCAUCAAGUACUUUGGGUGUAAUCGAGCUUCAAGAACGACAUACGGGACAAUAUUUAGCUGAUGAAUUAGUAAACAUCUACAGAAUGUGGAAUAUAAAAAAAGAAAAUAUUUCAGCAAUCGUAACUGACAGCGGUGCCAACAUAUUAAAAGCAGUAGAGUUGGGGUUUGGAAAAAAAUAUAGUAUUCCCUGUUUUGCACAUUUAAUUAAUUUGGUUGCUGAAAAAUCUGUUAGUGACGUUGCUUACUUGUCUACUCUGAUAUCAAAAUUAAAAACGAUUGUUACCUGGUUUAAAGCAAGCGUAGUGGCUAGCGACGAACUAAGAAAAGCAACUGGUACUGAAACAAAACUAAUUCAAGAAGUUAGUACUAGGUGGAAUUCUAAGUACUUUAUGAUAGAGCAUUUUUUGGAACUAAGACCAACCAUAAAUGAAAUUAUUAAUCGACAUAGAUCAGCACCAAAUAUGAUCAGUGCAAAAGAAGCUGAAGAACUAGAAGAGAUUAAGCACUUAUUGCGACCCUUGGAAGCGGCAACUAGAGAAUUAUGUGGGGAACAUUAUGUAACCAGCAGCAAAGUUAUCCCAAUGGCAGUUCAAAAGAAUUUAAUUUGUGGAGCGGUCACCAUACAAUUGUUGAACGAACGAAAUCGAAACAAUUAGAUGAAUAUUCUACAGAUAUUACAUCAGAAGUCACUCAAUACUUAAGGAGUCCAAUUUCCAAUUUUUCUGAUAACCCGCUGUCUACUUGGAA